Molecule: messenger RNA, 2821 nt
Organism: Colletotrichum navitas
Lineage: Eukaryota; Fungi; Ascomycota; Sordariomycetes; Glomerellales; Glomerellaceae
Product: cyclin domain-containing protein
Exons: 4
Coding region: 498-2453 (651 amino acids)
Biological process (GO): mitotic cell cycle phase transition; regulation of cyclin-dependent protein serine/threonine kinase activity
Cellular component (GO): cyclin-dependent protein kinase holoenzyme complex; cytoplasm; nucleus
Molecular function (GO): cyclin-dependent protein serine/threonine kinase regulator activity
Source: RefSeq, a predicted model, not a curated record
CACCACCACCACCACCACCAAACAGCAGCUUUUUCGGCUGAGACCUUUUUUUCCUUCCUAUCCAAGAGCUGUUUUCUGGCCCUCUACCCGCAACCCCCUUUCCCUACCCUCUGGCUCGUUGUCGAGGCAGCCUGGUACCGGUUCUUGUCCUCUGCCAAUCCCAGAGAUAAACCGGCCUUUCCCUUCUUUUAUAUCCCUACCAUCGCAAUCUCCCGUUCCUCGUCCAUCCCUUCCCUCCUCCGAUCAACCGUGCCCGAGCCUGAACGGCAGCAAUUGGGGACCAGACGGCCUUUCACAACACAACACAACACAACACAACACAACACAGGAUAAUCCAGGGAACCACCGGUCUUUACAUGCUAUCCCGACGCGCCAUUAUUCACUCCUACACAUCUUCAUUCACCGCGCCUUCAUAAUUUUUCAUUGCCCUGCGAGAUCGCCUUUGCAAGCAGACCCACGCAGCAGUGCCAGCUAUCGCAAGGCCAGCAGCAGUCGCCAUGGACGCUAGACCCCAGCGUCUCAAAGUCCACAUCGGUGGCAACGAGAAUGCCAUCCCUUCGAAGCACGAUUCCCUUCAUCAGCAACACAAGUCAACAGGCAACAUCAUGUCUCGCAACGGCGGUGGUCUGCAGGCCGCUGCUAAACGGACCGCAUUCGGCGAUGUCAGCAACGUGACAAAAAAUCUCGCUGCUCUGCCUACCGACCAGCUGCCUAACAAGGGCAAGGGCGCCGCAGACUUUGCCUACAACAAGGAGAACGCCGUAAACGGCAAGGAUGGCUUCUCACGACCUGCUCAGCGGGUUCCAGCGCUGAGCGGCAAGAAUGGACCUGUGACCACAGAAUGGAAGCAGCCGAGAACCUCGGUCCGCAAUGAUUCACAGACGACGGUGACGCAGAACAAGCAGGUUGCAAAGAGAGCAUCCACGGCUCAGCUUUAUGAGUCUCGCCCGUCCAAGAGUAAAUACGUUGCUCAGGAUCCAGUUGUGCCCGCGGCCUCGAGCAAGCAACCUCGCCAUCACAAGUCUCAGCCUCAGCUUAAGAAGGAGCCUGCAGCGCAUGUUCUGCGACGUACGCAAAGCAAGUUGUCCACUGUACCGACAAACUCGGCCACUGCCGCCGAGACGUGGAAGCCGAUGGAUGAUGUGACGGAAGCCGCCUACGAGGACGCUGUCGAGCACAUUGGUGACGAGCAGUACAACGGUCCUUAUCACAGACGCUCACUGGACUUGGCAGACGAAGACAAUGACCUGCAGAAGGCCAUUGCCCUCCCUGAAGGAAAUGCCGAGAAGCAAGCUAUGGAGCAGCUUGCGGAAUCAGUGGGUGCUCCAACCAUGUCUGAGCCAGAGGAAUACUGGGACGAGGAAGAAGAGGAGGAGCUUUACGACGACCCGGGAUACACGACUGCUCACUCAUACCGGUCCCGAGGCGAUCUCACCACUGGCGGCGCAACCACUGUGCUCGCGCCUAAGAUUACCGACAAGGUCGAGCAAGAGUUGGAGACCGCCCGUGCCAUUGUCGAGAGUACCCGUACCCAAGAGGAGGUCGACGACGAGGUCUGGGAUGUCUGCAUGGUUGCAGAGUACGGAGAAGAUAUUUUCGAGUACAUGAGGGAGCUCGAGAUGAGAAUGUUGCCCGAUCCUCACUACAUGGACCACCAGGCCGAGAUACAGUGGUCCAUGCGCUCCGUCUUGAUGGAUUGGCUUGUUCAGGUCCAUCACCGAUUCGGUCUGCUGCCAGAGACCCUGUUCCUGACGGUCAACUACAUCGAUCGCUUUCUUUCAUACAAGGUUGUGUCGAUUGGAAAGCUCCAGCUUGUUGGUGCUACCGCAUUGCUCGUAGCCUCCAAGUACGAAGAGAUCAACUGCCCAUCGUUGCAGGAGAUCGUUUUCAUGGUGGACAAUGGCUACAAGGUGGACGAGAUCCUCAAGGCGGAGCGGUUCAUGCUCAGCAUGUUGAGCUUCGAGCUGGGUUUCCCUGGACCGAUGAGCUUCCUGCGCCGCGUCAGCAAGGCGGACGAUUAUGAUCUCGAGACGCGCACGUUGGCAAAGUAUUUCCUGGAGGUGACCAUCAUGGAUGAGCGUUUCGUUGCAAGCCCGCCCAGCUUCCUUGCCGCAGCUGCGCACUGCUUGUCUCGCCUGAUCCUGAAGAAGGGAGACUGGACUCCUGCGCAUGUCCAUUACUCUGGAUACACAUGGGGCCAGCUAAGGAACCUGGUUACCAUGAUCCUCGAGUGCUGCCACUCCCCGCGCAAGCAUCAUCUUGCCGUCUUCGAAAAGUACUCGGACAAGCGGUACAAGCGCGCUGCCGAGUAUGUCCAAACCGAAAUCAGCAAGGGCUUCACACUUCCGUACCGCCACUCCACCGGCCGGGCCUCCGCCCUCGACUUUGGCGAGCUUGAUGGCAACAUCAACCAGCCUCACCAUGUCAAGGCGAUGGUCGAGCUCCAGGGCUAGUGGGACAAUCGUGCUCGACCAACGGCUGCGCACCAUGCAGGAGACUUCGCAAAUAUGCGCCAACACGGUGCCCGGCUCGAUGCGACGCCAGUUCUCCUUUCCUAGAGAUGAUUGGCUGUGACGUCAAGUUUCACUUGGGCAGCUGUUAUAAUACGACGAUCGCAAGUACGGGCGGGCAAACAGGCCAGCCUACGGAUGCAACGACUGACUAAUUAAUGGCUUGCAACACUUUCUUGAGCAAUGUUUUGGACCGUCCCGGCGGUCCGUUGACGACACUGGACGACUUGAUGAUACCAUGACUGGUUUUCUAUCCAGCCUUUCAUUUUCAUUUUGGUUGGCCCCCGUCGAUUUGUCUUUUUUCUUCGUCU